Molecule: messenger RNA, 2524 nt
Organism: Magnolia sinica
Lineage: Eukaryota; Viridiplantae; Streptophyta; Magnoliopsida; Magnoliales; Magnoliaceae
Product: potassium channel KOR2-like
Exons: 13
Coding region: 79-2289 (736 amino acids)
Biological process (GO): potassium ion transport; transmembrane transport
Cellular component (GO): membrane
Molecular function (GO): protein binding; voltage-gated potassium channel activity
Source: RefSeq, a predicted model, not a curated record
AUCUCUUUCAAAGAUAAGUACUAGUAGUGUUUUCUUGUGGUUAUUGUCUAUAACACAGGAAAGGAAGGAGGAGAAGGGAUGGGUGAGGAAAUAAUAGAGGAGUUCGAGUUCGAUGAGAUAAAGGAUAACAUACAUGGUUCUGUUGGGAGCAGAUUGUCUUUGUUUUCAAAUGAGUAUGGGCUUGGAAAGAACAGAUGGGAUUCCAAUCCUUCUCUCAGAUUCCCAAAGGAAUGCUAUAGUGGCUUUGUUAUUCAACCUGAUGGCAGAUUCUAUAGAUGUUGGGUGAAUAUAAUAUUUCUAUGGUCCAUCUAUUCAUCCUUCUUCACGCCAGUGGAAUUUGGAUUCUUCAGAGGCUUGCCACCGCAUAUGAGGCACCUUGAAACUGUGCAGAUUGUCUUCUUUGUGGAUGUGAUUCUACACUUCUUUGUUGCGUACAGAGAUCAUCACACCUACAAGAUGGUGUACGACCGCAAAAGCAUUGCCAUGCGGUAUGCAAGAGGCAGUUUCGCAUUUGAUAUUCUGGGCUGCUUUCCUUGGGAUGCGGUUUACAUGGUGACAGGAAGAAGAGAAGCUGUGAGAUAUCUCAUCUGGAUUCGACUCUAUCGAGCGAGGAAAGUCGAAGAAUUCUUCCAAAGAAUGGAGAAGGACAUUCGUAUCAAUUACCUAUUCACUAGGAUAGUGAAACUCAUUACAGUUGAGCUGUAUUGCACGCAUACGGCUGCAUGCAUUUUCUACUAUCUUGCAACGACACUACCGCCGGCCAAAGAAGGUUAUACAUGGAUAGGAAGCCUAAAAAUGGGAAACUAUAAAUACAUCAACUUCAGAGAAAUAGACUUCUGGAGGCGAUACGUAACGUCGUUGUACUUUGCCAUCGUCACUAUGGCUACAGUCGGUUAUGGUGAAAUUCAUGCAGUGAAUACCAGAGAAAUGAUUUUUAUUAUGAUAUAUGUCUCAUUCGACAUGAUAAUUGGGGCGUAUUUAAUCGGUAACAUGACAGCUCUGAUUGUUAAAGGCUCCAAUACAGAGAGGUUUAGAGAUAAAAUGACAGAUCUUAUAAAAUACAUGAACAGAAACAGGUUGGGUAAGGAUAUCCGGUCACAAAUACAAAAUCACCUACGGCUGCAGUAUGAGAGUAGCUACAGUAAAGCUAGGGUCCUCGAAGAAAUUCCAGCAGCUGUUCGAUCGAAGAUUUCUCAAACCUUAUACAGUGAGACGAUUCAGCAAGUUCCACUUUUUAAAGGGUGCUCUGAUGAGUUCUUCAAUCAGAUAGUUACGAAGCUGAAUGAAGAGUUCUUUCUCCCAGGAGAAGUGAUCCUUGAACAAGGGAGUGCAGCAGAUCAAAUAUAUAUUGUUUCUUAUGGGCGCCUGGAGGAGAUAGCAACUGGAGAAAAUGGGUCGGAUGAAUUCAUUGCAGAACUUAAACCCCACAGUAUUUUCGGUGAACUGGCGAUUUUAUGCAAUAUUCCCCAGCCCUAUACAGUUCGUGUUUGUGAAUUAUGCAGACUCCUACGAAUAGAAAAACAGUCCCUGAGUAGUAUUUUGCAACUUUACUUCAUGGACAGCCGGCAGAUACUCAACAAUCUCCUUAAGGGAAAAGACACUGAUCUAAGAAUCAAGCAGCUGGAAUCAGACAUUACAUAUCUUAUUGCAAAGCAAGAAUCAGAGUUAGCUUUGGGAGUAAACGGUGCUGCUUAUCAUGGUGACCUGUAUCACUUGAAAGGCAUGAUCAAUUCAGGAGCAGAUCCAUGCAAGAUGGACUAUGAUGGGAGAACAGCACUUCAUUUGGCUGCAUCAAGAGGAUAUGAGGAUAUUGUGAGGUUUCUCAUACAACGAGGAGCAAACGUAAACUGCAUAGACAAGUUUGGGAAUUCACCUUUGUUGGAGGCUGUCAAGGCUGGGCAUGAUAAAGUUUCUGCUCUCCUUGUAAAACAUGGUGCGAUUUUGAACUUGGAAGAUGCUGGAAGCUGUCUCUGUAAAGUUGUAACGGAGAGCAAUGUCGAUCUUUUGAAACGGUUGUUGGAAAAUGGUGUUGAUCCAAAUUCAAAAAAUUACGAUGAACGGACGCCUCUACAUAUUGCAGCUGCAGAAGGUUUGCACCUUGUGGCAAAUAUUCUGAUCAAGUUCGGAGCGGAUGUUCUUUCCAAAGACAGGUGGGGAAACACUCCUCUUGAUGAAGGCCACAGAUGUGGAAGCAAACCUUUAUUGAAGAUCUUGGAGAAAGCUAAAAAGGAUCGCAUAUGCAAACAUGAGAACUCUCAAGCAAUAGAGGAAGAUAAUUCUUUUAUGUAAAUACCCAUUUUCAAAGAAGAAAAUGCAGUUUGUUUCAGAAGCUUGAAUUGGAAGAAGUAAAGAAGGAUAGCUCUGAAGGCAUUUUGAUUUUUCAGUGGUAUGAUCAUCGCAAGUCCACAGCUAUGUACAGGUAUGCCCAUGUGGUGUGGGUGUGGGUGUGUGUAAAAAACCAAAGGUGUAAUGGUUUCAUCCAUUGGAGUAUCAAUGCAAGUCGGGAUUGGAAAGAUCUGUGGAA